Messenger RNA from Fimicolochytrium jonesii, 1515 nucleotides. RefSeq lists its product as uncharacterized. The record is from RefSeq and is a predicted model, not a curated record. The transcript has 9 exons. Bases 1 to 1515 code for a protein of 504 amino acids. Lineage: Eukaryota; Fungi; Chytridiomycota; Chytridiomycetes; Spizellomycetales; Powellomycetaceae.
AUGAGCUCUGAGUCGCUCAACAGGGGUGCUGAUUUGACAUACAGGCAAUUGCAGGAUGAGCUUCGCCAAAGAAAGUUACCAGCCACAGGCAAAAAGGAAGUUCUCAUAGAGCGUCUAGAACUCCACGAUGGCCUCUCCGCAAGCCAAAUAAGCCUCUCCUCCGACGACAGCGACCCUCUAAAACAAAGCACCGACGACCUCAUGUCCUCCUCCUUCACCAGUCAAAGCAGCCUGCACGACGCCACGGGCAAGCCACUCAGCAUCCUCCACCGGCGGUCAUCCAAAGAGUCUAUAGAGCUGCGGAGAAAGGAGUUGGCGUUGCUGAGGAAUGAGCUGUCGCUGUUCAGGUCGCCGGUGCGGUUUGGGAAAUAUUUGGGGCUUUACGUUGGAGGGAAUGUGAGGACGGCGGUUGGGCAACUGUUUGCGCAGACGUGGGUUGUGGCGGUUUUGGCGGCUGCGGUUGCGGCGGGGGUCACGAUAUAUCGGACGGAUGGGCCGCAUCAGGAGACUGUCAAGUUCCUGGAAUCGAACGUGCUGUGGUACGGCUGGUGGCUACUACUAGGGAUCGCGUCGUCGAUCGGCCUGGGAACUGGACUGCACACGUUUGUCCUAUUCCUCGGACCGCACAUCGCCCACGUUACGUUGACAGCAUACCAGUGCCAGACGACCGAUUUCCCUAUCCGUGGACCUGAUAGCUUUUCAUGCGAAUCGCCAACCCAAUCGAGAGGUGCAUCGACCGCCGCUGCUAUCACUGUAUGGCAGAUCGCGCGGAAAGUGAGAUGGGAGAGUUUCUUUUGGGGCAUGGGAACGUCAAUUGGAGAGUUGCCACCGUACUUUGUCGCCCGUGCUGCCGCAGAAGCAGGCCGCGACGACCAAGGCUUCGCCAGCAUCGAAAGCGUGCUCAAGAAACCGCGCAGCCGGCGCACGAUCGGCGAGAAGCUGCAGAUUGGAAUGUACAAUAUGAUGCAAUCGCUUGGGUUCUUUGGAAUCUUGCUCUGCGCUUCGAUCCCAAACCCCCUUUUCGACCUCGCGGGAAUCAUCUGCGGCCACUUCGGCGUCCCGUUCAUGACCUUCUUCGGCGCGACCUUCCUAGGAAAAGCCGUGUUCAAAACAAGCAUACAGACAUUAUCGGUCAUCCUGAUCUUAUCGGAGGACAUCCUAUCGUUUUUGCUCGCUGAGCUGAAACAGCACGUGCCGUACCUCCACAACCUGGUCCAGAAGUUCCUAGACGAGCAGGUGAAGCGGUUCAACAAGGAAGGGAUCGAAAGUCCCCAGAACUCCCCCGAAAAAGAGAACCUCCUCUCCUUCGCCUGGAACGGCAUCCUAGCGGCCAUGAUCGGGUACUUUGUCGUCUCGCUACUGGACUCGCUUGCCGUCGCGCAGCUGAAGAAGGAGCAGGAGGCUGAGCUUGUUGCGAUGCGGAGGGAAUUGGAGGGGGUUGUCGGGGGGAGGGUUAGGGCCCGGGAGGAGCAGGAGAAGAGGACAGGGGAUGGGACUGAGGUGGGGAGUGGGUAG